This is a messenger RNA of Limulus polyphemus (Atlantic horseshoe crab), 743 nucleotides long. RefSeq lists its product as uncharacterized. Lineage: Eukaryota; Metazoa; Arthropoda; Merostomata; Xiphosura; Limulidae. The transcript has 3 exons. The coding region runs from base 29 to 355 and encodes 108 amino acids. The record is from RefSeq and is a predicted model, not a curated record.
GAAAAAUGAUCAGUUACAUCGUAUCGCCAUGACAGGAAUGGGAAUCCUAGUAGUCAUACUAAUCGGUAUCCUAGUCAUAUAUUACUUGAAGAAGUCACUUUCUUUGUACAUAUCGUUGAGGAAUAUAAACCGUAGUCCCUCAAUAAAUAGCUGUAUACCAAAUAUCUCGGAAGCUAUAUCAUCUGACUCGACCAGCUACUUUAACUUGAGUCUCAACAGACCUCCGACAUACGAUGAAGUUCUUCGAUAUAAACUCCAUUCACCAAUGGAGAAUCCCGAUGAGUCGCUUCCUCCGUCAUACGAAGAAGCUAUUAACAUCACUGGAUUCAUCAGUAACUCAGGCAACGACAGUUAGAACCAAUCAGAAAUCUAUAAACGUUCUCAGAACAGGGGUAGCAUUCCUGAUGAGUCGGAAUAAAGAAGUUUCCAUUGUUUGUAAUGGUUCUGUUGUUGUACUGGAAGUGGUGAAGGUUUGUUUGUUUUAGACUUUCUACCGUUGUCUACCGCGGGUAAUAAGAACAUCGGAGUUUAACGUUGUAAAUCCGUAAAUUUGCCGCUGUCCCACCAGGUGACAAAGUAGUGAGGGUUGGAAUACCGUGUGAUUUCGGCGUUGUACGUUACUCAACAACAACAUAUUCAAUUGACAGAAUGGACUUCUAAACGCUGCCUGUCGAUUAUUUUACAACAGACAAAGUGGUUUUAAUUGGUUUCGAUACUAAACAAAUAGGUUCCUGUGAAGAAAA